AUGUGUGCUGCUCUUUGUUUGUUUUUUCUGCCUACCAGAGCUAGCAAUGCCAUAUUCACAGCUCUGGAACAAAGCCAAGACGCCAUAGAGAUCACUUCUGAAGAUCAAGUUAUUCAGUAUGUGAAUCCUGCCUAUGAGUCCAUCAUGGGCUACCAACAAGGCGAGCUUAUAGGGAAGGAGAUAAUAGAAGUGCCUAAAAGUGAGAAGAAUAAGCCUGAUCUUCUUGAAACGAUAAACUCCUGUAUACUAAAAGGAAAGGAGUGGCAGGGGAUUUAUUAUGCCAAAAAGAAGAAUGGAGACAACAUUCAGCAAAAUGUGAAAAUCACACCUGUAAUCGGACAGGGAGGAAAAAUCAGACACUAUGUGUCUAUCAACAGGCCUUUGAAUGAUAAUAAUAAGAGUGAAAAAUCCACUGAACGCGUGCAGGCCGAGUCGCAAACAGAUAUACAAUCCAGUAAGCACAAAGACCGAAGGAAAGGCUCUCUGGAUGUCAAAUCCAUCACGUCUCGAGGGAGCGAUGGGAGCUCGCAGAGAAGACACUCCUCGAUGGCCCGAAUUCACUCCAUGACCAUAGAGGCUCCCAUCACUAAGGUCAUAAACAUCAUAAACCAAGCACAGGAAAGCAGUCCUAUGCCUGUGGCAGAGGCCUUGGAUCGAGUACUGGAAAUCCUUAGGACUACAGAGCUGUAUUCCCCCCAGCUGGGCACCAAGGAUGAAGAUCCCCACACCAACGACCUUGUUGGAGGGUUGAUGACGGACGGUUUACGGAGGUUGUCAGGAAAUGAGUACAUCCUCGCCACAAAGCAACCCCACCAUCUGCCGAGUCACCUGGCAACUCCCCUGUCGUUAAACGACAUCCCCCCUCGGAUUGCUCAGACCAUGGAAACUGAAGCAUCAUGGGAUUUCGACAUCUUUAACCUGGAGGCUGCAACCAUGAAAAGGCCUUUGACCUUUUUAGGUCUGAAGAUUUUCUCCCGCUUUGGGGUGUGCGAGUUUUUAAACUGCCCUGAAGCUACUCUGCGCUCCUGGCUGCAAGUCAUUGAGGCCAACUACCACUCCAGCAACUCCUACCACAACUCUACCCAUGCUGCUGAUGUCUUGCAUGCAACUGCCUAUUUUCUCUGCAAGGAGAGGGUCAAGCAAAGUUUGGAUCCCAUUGACGAAGUAGCUGCUCUGAUUGCUGCCACUGUGCACGAUGUGGACCAUCCGGGCCGGACAAACAGCUUCCUGUGCAAUGCAGGAAGUGAGCUGGCCAUCCUCUACAAUGACACAGCUGUGCUAGAGAGCCACCAUGCUGCCCUGGCCUUCCAGCUCACAACGAGAGAUGAUAAGUGCAACAUUUUCAAGCACAUAGAAAGGAAUGAGUAUCGAACAUUAAGACAGGCCAUCAUAGAUAUGGUCCUCGCUACGGAGAUGACCAAACACUUUGAACACGUCAAUAAGUUUGUGAACAGCAUCAACAAGCCGCUGGCUGCUCUGGAAGAGAAUGGGGGAAACAGCGAUGAAGAAUCUGUCAAAAGCGUCCUGACGUCCCCUGAGAACCGCAUCCUCGUCAAGCGGAUGCUGAUCAAGUGCGCAGACAUCUCUAAUCCAUGCAGGCCUUUGGAGCUCUGUAUAGAAUGGGCUGGGCGCAUCUCAGAGGAGUAUUUUGCACAGACAGAUGAAGAAAAGAGACAAGGUCUACCAGUGGUCAUGCCUGUGUUUGACAGAAACACAUGUAGCAUCCCAAAGUCCCAGAUUUCCUUUAUAGACUACUUCAUCACAGACAUGUUUGAUGCAUGGGAUGCUUUUGCGGACCUCCCUAAUCUUAUGCAGCACUUGGACAACAACUUCAAGUACUGGAAAGGCCUUGAUGAGCGGAAGCUGCACAGCCUGCGACCGCCUCCAGAGUAGCUGCUGCAUCGUUGGGACCCUUGCACGCACCUGAAACCAGGGCAGAACCUUCUUUCCGCCUGCUAGGGCGUCUCUCUACCUGUCGGCCCAGGCCACACAGGACGUCCUCGCCUCCACUCUCUUGCUUCUGUAGCACGCAGAGGGCCGACAUGUCCGUCCACAACAGAAACCCACAGAGAGACUUCCUGACACUGUUGAAUUGCUGGUGGAUAUACAAGCCUGUGUGAUUGGAACUGUGACCGUCGAACAAGGACAUCCAGCAUAUGUACUUCUACACUCGCAGUGUAGCUGUUGGCAUGACUGAAAGAGGGGCGAGGGUCCUCACAGGUCCUGUGGCAAUGCAUUCAUCCUUUGAUUAUCACGGAGGCACUCCCGGGUGCCUGCGAAGUUGCUGUUAGGACUUCAAAACUGUGUCUACACCACGUAAAGCCGUGUAAUCACUUUAGGCGUCUAGCUUCUGCACUCGCAGCGAGGCAGGGACGCUCCUAGAAACUUUUGGAGGCCACGUUCAUGAAAGUACACUCCGCCGCUUAUCUUUUGUUUGUUUGUUUUCAGACAAUAUUUCCACGUGUUCUACAGUCACACAAAGUUGACACAAAGCUGUAAUAACAGCAAUGAGAGCAGAUUCUUCCUUCAUCUGGGUUGGACCUUAGUCCCAGGCCACUGCUCUUAGAAAAAAAAAGAAACUCUAUAUCCUGGUCAUAGAUAUCUAAUUAAAGGUUAUUUGGUAUGCUAGUUUUUUUUUUUCUUAAAGGUUUCAUAUUUCCUAUAUUAAAAUCCACCAACAAAUUAGUACAAAGGUAAGAACAGAAUAAUGAAAUAAAGCCAAAGCUAUUAAAGUCUAGCACUACUAUAACACUCAGAAAGAAAUUUAUAACUAUUAGUCAUGCAACCUUAUUAAGCAUUUUUAUUUUCUUAUCAAGAUUACAGUACCAGUUUGAAUAGACGAAUGAACCCUUUUGUAUUGCACUGUAUACAAUAUUCAAAGUGUCUACGUCUCACUGAUUUGUGCAGGAACGGGAUGUUGCAUUGGAGAAUAAGCUGUCUUUCUGUUGAUCAUCAGGAGAUCGCCUGCUUGUGUGAACGCGUGUGGGAGUGUGUUUUUUUUUGUUUUGUUUCUUUCUUUUUGGUCGUUGGUGUGUGACUGCACAGGUGUGUUCAUUAUUGCAGCAAUCCCAUACUCUUGGUUUGAUGCUGUAAAACACGCUUGACAUUUUGACAACAGUAGAAAUAUGUGAAGAAAAAAAAAGUUUUGGACUUGAAUAAUUUUUUUUUUUUUUUUUUUGGUCCUCCCAGAUUUUUUUUGUAUCUGGUUUAUCCUACUGAAAAAAAAGACUGCCUUAUUUUGUACAAUAUUUAUACAGUACACCCCACUGUGCAACUGCAACGGACAUCUGGAGUUUUUUCUUAUAACACAGUCAGAAGGUUACCUUCAAGUAAAUCUCAAUAUUUUUAUAGACGAUGAAUUUUACACUGGAUUUGAAGCAGAUGAGAUCAACCAUAAUAGCUAUCUGAACACCUGUGAAGGAGAAAGCCACACAGAAGGUGCAUAUGGAGCUGAAAGGUAAAGCAGGAUGAGGAUCGCAGCGUUGUCUAUCACUGUCUUUAAAGCAGUCUCCUGGAGGCCUGCUUGCAUUGAUUUCCUUUUUUUUAUUAUUAUGAUCAAACAUCACUCUAUUUUUGGCCAAUCAUCCAACAUCCUUAUGCACAGACCCGGGUAACUUAUUUUUUGUUAAAGAUUGAAUUCAUAUUAGGAUACUAAAACAUGGAUGCUUCAUAAAAAGAUUUUCUCUUUAAACAGUAUAUAAAUGCCAUAACAGCUAAGCAAGUACUGGUUAAAGAGAUGCAUUAACCACCAUUUAAUUUUGUUUCUCUCUUAUGACAGAAUUGUACACUUAAUCAGGGGAUUUGUUUGUUCCUUCUGAUUCACAUUUUGGUCUGAAGGCACGGGGGAUAAUAGAAACUAUUCAAUGAAAAAUAAAAUAAUGUCAACUACA
Messenger RNA from Cyprinodon tularosa, 3890 nucleotides. RefSeq names its product phosphodiesterase 8A (gene pde8a). Gene Ontology annotation, biological process: signal transduction; cellular response to epidermal growth factor stimulus; positive regulation of ERK1 and ERK2 cascade. The transcript has 16 exons. Gene Ontology annotation, molecular function: 3',5'-cyclic-AMP phosphodiesterase activity. The coding region runs from base 1 to 1893 and encodes 630 amino acids. The record is from RefSeq and is a predicted model, not a curated record. NCBI's taxonomy places the organism in Eukaryota, Metazoa, Chordata, Actinopteri, Cyprinodontiformes, Cyprinodontidae.